Dentiscutata heterogama is the source of this 436-nucleotide messenger RNA. Lineage: Eukaryota; Fungi; Glomeromycota; Glomeromycetes; Diversisporales; Gigasporaceae. The record is from the annotation of a GenBank genome assembly.
AUACGUUAGACAUUCCGCCAGCUUUUCCCUCUAUUGAUAGCCCUCAGCGCACAAAACCUUCUCAAUCAAAGCUUACUCCUCUCGAAAAAGCCAACAAACUACGAAAAAAAGUAAAUUUAGAACCCGGCCACUCUGCCCUAGAUUGGGCAAGACUGAAAAAUAGCGAUUUCAAUAUGGGGGGAGUUUCAGAAAUAAGAGGAUAUACCCUCGAUGAGCUCAAACUUCAUAAGACAAAGAAUGAUGCUUGGACUGCAAUUAACGGAAAAAUAUAUAAUAUCACACCAUAUCUAAAAUUUCAUCCUGGAGGUGAAAAAGAAUUAAUGCGUGCUGCUGGUAAAGAUGGAACAAAACUAUUUAUGGAUAUACAUUCAUGGGUUAAUUAUGAUUUAAUGCUAGAUAAAUGCUUCGUAGGAUUUUUGGUUGGUAUAAAAACUGC